AUGUCACAGUUUGCAGCAAAAGCUUUCUCUUCAUCAAAUUAUGCCGCUGCUCGUCCUAGAUACACAGAAGACCUCCUGAAUAAAAUAUUCGAGUAUCAUAAAAGUGGCAGUGCUUUAAGUGUAGAUUUAGGUUGUGGUCCUGGUACUAUCACCAGCUACCUAUCAGAGCGUUCGAAUCAUGUACUGGGUGUAGAUCCAUCUUCUAAUAUGUUGAACGAAGCAAAGAAGCAAUUGGAUGGACUAAAGAAUGUCGAAUUACAUCAGGGACUUGCCAAUGAACUCCCAAGUUUACUAUCUGAACCAGCUGACCUCAUCGUUAGUGCUCAGGCUGCUCAUUGGUUCCAUAGUCCACCGAAUAACACCUCAAAUUGCGGUCUAUGGAAGGACAUCGGUGCAUCGCUCAGAUCUGGUGGUUCAUUAGUGUACCUUGUUUACGGUGACAUAGAAGUGCUAAACUAUCCUAACUUGAGUGCAUUUCAACGUGUUAAAGAUAUCUUGCAACCUUAUUGGCAACAGCCUGGUAGGCGAUUCCUUGUUAAUCUACUUCGAGAUGUAGAAUUCCCGGAAUGGGGUGUCAACACUCAAAGGCAGUUCUUUGAUAAAGAGACUGGCUAUGUACUCAAAAAUAGUACCUCAAUCAGCGCAUUCUCUGAGUAUAUUUCGACGUGGUCUAGCUAUUCCAAAUAUCUGGAACAGUCAAAUGCAAAUACACAACUUAUAGAACAGCUCAACAAGGAUAUCAAAGAGGAAGUUGGUGGCGAUAAACCCCUAGAAAUAGCAUUUCCAGUGGCAUUAUUUAUGUGUCAAAAAGAAUAAUGGGUAUAGAUGUACGUUUUGAUAAUUUAUGCCUCCGUGUCAUUCUCUUUCUGAUCAGUUUUUGCUGGUUUUUUUGCGAAGAAACCGUCCAAUUUCAUCAUCUUUCUAGUAUCUACUUUCUUCAGCUGCUCUGAGCCCCUGGUACCCUUCGCUGGUUUCUUCUGCUUGUCAUCGUUAUCUAGUUCUUUACCUUCGUCAUAUCCUUUGUUUGAACGGAUGAGAGUAUCAGAUUUGAAUUUUUCCUUGCUAGCUUUCUCCUCGUGUGCGUCUAAAUCUGGCAUCGGAUGCCUUUCCUUGAUCUGGGCGUGUAGACUUCUUGGUAUGCUAUACAAAAUGGUGUCAAUGAUGUUUUUCUUG
Molecule: messenger RNA, 1173 nt
Organism: Wallemia mellicola CBS 633.66
Lineage: Eukaryota; Fungi; Basidiomycota; Wallemiomycetes; Wallemiales; Wallemiaceae
Product: S-adenosyl-L-methionine-dependent methyltransferase
Exons: 2
Coding region: 1-816 (271 amino acids)
Source: RefSeq, a predicted model, not a curated record